Oppiella nova is the source of this 1305-nucleotide messenger RNA. Lineage: Eukaryota; Metazoa; Arthropoda; Arachnida; Sarcoptiformes; Oppiidae. The record is from the annotation of a GenBank genome assembly.
AUUGAAAAUGUGAAUGAAUUGGAAACAUUCAAAUCGUUAGUGCAGUCCAACGAUAAGUCCUCACAGAAAGCAAAUUCAAACCAUAAGAGCGAAGGAAUUCACUUAAUUGGUUGGGAUUGGGAUAAGAAUAAGAAUAUUUGGCUCUUCUGUCUCUUCCUAUUGAUCGCAGCCAUCGCUAAGAUUGGCUAUCAUUUCAGCAAUUUUUUAAACAAUAUUAUCCCGGAGUCGUGUAAUAAACCUCUGAACAAGUGCCUCAAUUUACUGUCGACCUCUUCUUCUUUAAUAAUCCUGGAAUCGGCCUAUUCUUUGCAUGACAUCGCAUUCCUCACAAACUUGGGCUCAAUAUUGGGUACUUUCAUCAACAUAGCCCUGAUAGGUCCAUCACUGUUUCUGAUUAAAUUAAUACCAUUCAAAUGGUUGGCUUUCCCUUCCAUCUCAUUCCUGGAGCUAAUGGUUUUCGGCACCGCUAUCAGUGCUGUCGAUCCCGUUUCUGUUUUGGCCAUAUUUCAAGAUUUAUCAGUCAAUAAAUCUCUGUAUUUCCUGGUAUUCGGUGAAUCCCUUCUCAAUGAUGCUGUGGUAAUCGUUGUGCACCGGAUAUUAUGCUCAAUGUUAGGACAGACUAGUGUGGCGGCCAUGGAAUUCCUAAAGGGUUUCCUAUCACUCUUUUUGGUCAGUUUUGGCGGAUUUUUCAUUGGAGUCUUUUUUGGUGUCUUCACGUCAUUAAUAACACUCAAAACGACUCAUGUCAGGGUCAUUGAGCCGAUGAUAGUCGUGACGAUGGCAUACAUGGGCUUUAUAUGCGCUGAAAUCGUCCACUUUUCCGGACUAAUUAGUCUAAUUGGAUGCGGACUCGUCCAAGCUGAAUACACUUUUAAAAAUAUAUCGAAAAAAUCGCGAACAACUGUGAAAUAUUUCACAAAAACUUUAAGAGUACCGGCCAUCAAAUUUGAAGAACAAAUACUAAUGAUUCAGACUUCAUUUGUGAGUCAGUCCUUCGGGCAAAAAGCUUACGGAGGACUGAGAGGUGCCGUUGCUUUCGCUCUGAUUGCUGUCCUCAAAGACGAGAAGGGAAUUGAAAAUCUACCCCUUCUUAAGACCACCACUUUGUUUGUCAUCUUAUUUACUGGCGCCACAACUAAACCAUUACUUAAUUAUCUGAGAAUUAGAAAAGAGGUGAAAGAAGAGGCACAACUGUUUCAUUUGAUUAAUGCUAAGUUUAUUGAAAACAUUGCAUUUGGUGUGUCAGACAUCACAGGAGUUUAUACAUUCAACCACUACUGGACGGUUGACGCCAUCUCUAUGAUC